Molecule: messenger RNA, 600 nt
Organism: Parathielavia appendiculata
Lineage: Eukaryota; Fungi; Ascomycota; Sordariomycetes; Sordariales; Chaetomiaceae
Exons: 2
Coding region: 1-600 (199 amino acids)
Source: RefSeq, a predicted model, not a curated record
AUGUCCCUCCUCACAGCUGCGACCAGUCUGGUCAACUUUGGACAACGCCAGCUCGACCGUCUUGUCCCUCCCGAGUCCCGGCAGAAGGUCUACGCGAGAGUUCAAGACUUUGCAGCGGAACGCCCACUCCUUUUUAGCUUCAUCGUGGUUCAAGCAGUCGUCUCCGUCAUGCCCGUCUUUCUUUUUUUAAGCUUCCUCUGCUUCCUCAUCUUCUUGGCCGCCACGGCCGCUCUGCUCUUCAGCGUCUUCUGGACCAUGAUUGCCAUCUUCAUCCUCGUUCCUGCGCUCGGCAUCACAACCAGCAUCGGCCUCUUUCUCUGGAGCAUGGGCCUCGCCGCAUUUUUCACCGCGCGUACGGGCUUCACCGGCCUGCGCAGAAUUGCUGCCGCGCCGGAGCCCCAGAAGCGUGGCCGGGACUUGGACGAAGUUGAUGGAGCGUCUCCUCCCGUCGAGCCCACCGAUUCCUCGUCCUCGUCGUUCCCAUUAUCGUGGACCAACGUCGAUGGUCAAGAUAUCAAACAGGAAAACGGUGCAGAGAACAAGCAGACGGUACUGGCACACCCCGACGCAGGCUCCGACCUGGACGCUCUGGAGACAUAG